CUCGCGAGAGAAAGCCAGCCGCGCGCGGCCAGCUCUGCCGGUGCGCUUCCUUUGGCGCGACGGGGGGUGCGUGGUCGAGAUGACGGCGGCCGUGCCGUGGGCGCUCGCCGCCGUGAGGAGGUCGCUGCAGGAGGGCGCCGCCAGCGUGGUCGAGAUGACGGCGGCCGUGCCGUGGGCGCUCGCCGCCGUGAGGAGGUCGCUGCAGGAGGGCGCCGCCAGCGCGGCGUCGUACGCGCGGCGAGCCCCGCACCCGCAGCAGCAGGGGGCUGCGGCGCGGCCCGAGGCGACCACGGUGAGGUCGGUCGAGACGCUGGUGGUGAUCGUCGCGGCGAUCGUGCUCGCCGCGGUGCUGGCGGGCGUCCUCGCGCGGGUUUGCGGCGGGCGGUACGUCGUGCCCAGCGGGGACGACCGCGACGUCGAGGGCUGGGUCGAGAGGCGGUGCCGGAGCUGCCUUGACAGCGGGCUUCCGCCAUCGCCGUCGCCGGGGCCGUCCAAGACGGGUGAGGCCAAAUAGCGCUCUGUGCAUUGUGUAUUUGUUUGUGUUACUGCAGUACUAGUAUAGUAAUACUAGCGUCUGUGUAGGCAUUGCUGCAGGCUGCUGCAAUGCAUAUGCAUGGUUCGUGUGUAAUUAAAACAGCUGGACAUCUAGCUCACUAGCUGCUACCUAUUUGUACACGAGAGUAGUGCGAGAUUAGAAUAUCAGGAUUAAUCCUCUUUGUAAUAUUUUUCUACAUAUAGAUUAGUAGCCGAGGCAGAGAACUGAUCGCUCGUGUCAUAA
Panicum virgatum (switchgrass) is the source of this 778-nucleotide messenger RNA. RefSeq lists its product as uncharacterized. The record is from RefSeq and is a predicted model, not a curated record. The coding region runs from base 80 to 514 and encodes 144 amino acids. The transcript has a single exon. NCBI's taxonomy places the organism in Eukaryota, Viridiplantae, Streptophyta, Magnoliopsida, Poales, Poaceae.